Gongylonema pulchrum is the source of this 222-nucleotide messenger RNA. The record is from the annotation of a GenBank genome assembly. Lineage: Eukaryota; Metazoa; Nematoda; Chromadorea; Rhabditida; Gongylonematidae.
AUGCCGUUUUAUCACUCGUCCGUGAGCUGCAAUUACGUGAUGACUGAACACAAGGAUGAGUUCUUGCGUAUCAGUAAGUAUCCAUGGGAUCUGAUACUUACGGAUUCGCUGUUCUCAACGAGUGGAUAUGGACUCGCACAACUUAGUCGAGCAAAUCAUGUAAUAAUGCAUACGACCAGUGUAGAAGCAGCGCCGGGCCUCGCUAAAGGAUUUGCCAGGUAA